This is a messenger RNA of Peromyscus eremicus (cactus mouse), 424 nucleotides long. RefSeq names its product histone H2B type 1-F/J/L-like. The transcript has 2 exons. Bases 20 to 424 code for a protein of 134 amino acids. The record is from RefSeq and is a predicted model, not a curated record. Gene Ontology annotation, cellular component: nucleosome. Gene Ontology annotation, molecular function: structural constituent of chromatin; DNA binding; protein heterodimerization activity. Lineage: Eukaryota; Metazoa; Chordata; Mammalia; Rodentia; Cricetidae.
UAUUUCAGUUGUUGUUAAUAUGCCUGAGCCCGCGAAGUCCGCCCCCGCCCCGAAGAAGGGCUCCAAGAAGGCGGUGACCAAGGCGCAGAAGAAGGACGGCAAGAAGCGCAAGCGCAGCCGCAAGGAGAGCUACUCGGUGUACGUGUACAAGGUGCUGAAGCAGGUGCACCCCGACACGGGCAUCUCGUCCAAGGCCAUGGGCAUCAUGAACUCGUUCGUCAACGACAUCUUCGAGCGCAUCGCGAGCGAGGCGUCACGCCUGGCGCAUUACAACAAGCGCUCGACCAUCACGUCCCGGGAGAUCCAGACGGCCGUGCGCCUGCUGCUGCCCGGGGAGCUGGCCAAGCACGCCGUGUCUGAGGGCACCAAGGCCGUCACCAAGUACACCAGCUCCAAUUUUUCGAGACAAGGUUUCUCUGUGUAG